Messenger RNA from Perkinsus marinus ATCC 50983, 2196 nucleotides. Its product is annotated as prolyl-tRNA synthetase, putative. Gene Ontology annotation, biological process: prolyl-tRNA aminoacylation. Gene Ontology annotation, cellular component: aminoacyl-tRNA synthetase multienzyme complex; cytoplasm. NCBI's taxonomy places the organism in Eukaryota, Perkinsozoa, Perkinsida, Perkinsidae. The record is from RefSeq and is a predicted model, not a curated record. Gene Ontology annotation, molecular function: ATP binding; aminoacyl-tRNA deacylase activity; proline-tRNA ligase activity. Bases 1 to 2163 code for a protein of 720 amino acids. The transcript has 20 exons.
AUGUCUACUUCUUCUUCAUCAUCGUCUGUACUUGAUGCCAAACUCGCGGAGUUGGGCAUUCCGUUGGUCUUCACUAAGGAGCAUGAAGCGGUAUCGACUGUUGAUGAGAUGAUUAACCACUUGGUAGGAGUAGAGGGGGAAAAGGCGAAGAAUCUUUUCUUGAAGGACAAGAAGAAGCACUAUUAUUUGCUUACGGCCGAUGUGAACUCGAGGACGGACCUGAACUCGGUUGGGAAGCUCUUAAGCGCCAAGGAUCUGCGUUUUGUGGACGGCAAGAAGAUGACUGAAAUGCUCGGGGUACCUCUCGGUUCGGUCACCCCAUUUGCUUUGGUGAACGAGUCUUCUGAGGGCGUCAAGUUUGUGGUGGACUCAAAGCUGGUUGAGAGUGAUGUCGUUUGUGUGCAUCCAAAUCGUAACACAGCGACUGUUGGCGUUAGUGGAGCCAAUCUAGUCAAGUUUGCGGAAGCUACCGGGCACGAAGUUGUCGUCAUCGACUUGCCCGAAAACGGCAGUGAGGCUCCCACGGCUCCUGUUACGAAGAAUGCGGUGAAACAAAAGAAGGAGAAAAAACCAAAGGCCGCAGUAGUGAAGAAGGAGAAGGUUGAUGAAAAGGGUGUUAAUAAGGAGGGUAUCGAUGCUAAGAAGAUGGACGAUUUCUCGAAGUGGUAUACACAGGUCAUCACUCGCGGUGGCUUCAUUCGUUAUCACGACAUUUCCGGUUGUUAUAUUCUUCGGCCGCCUGUGAUGUUCAUCUGGGAGCAGAUCCAACAGGCGUUUGAUACGGAGAUAAAGAAGUUGGGCGUACGUCCCUGUUGCUUCCCAAUGUUCGUGUCUAAGAGUGCUCUGGAGAGGGAGAAGGAGCACGUUGAGGGGUUCAGUCCUGAGGUUGCUUGGGUUACUAAAGCGGGUGAUUCGGAAUUGCCGGAGCCCAUUGCUAUUCGCCCCACUAGUGAGACGAUUAUGUAUCCAUCCUAUGCCGAUUGGAUUCGCUCGUAUCGCGACUUGCCCCUAAAGCUGAAUCAGUGGACUAACGUUGUGAGAUGGGAGUUCAAGCAGCCAACGCCGUUCAUCCGGACGAGGGAGUUCUUGUGGCAGGAGGGGCAUACUGCUCACGCGACUAAGGAGGAGGCUGUAGGGCUGGUAUAUAGUAUUCUGGAUCUGUACAAGAUGCUUUAUGAGCAGCUUCUGGCUGUUCCUGUAGUACAGGGGGUGAAAUCAGAGAUGGAAAAGUUUGCUGGUGGGGAGGCGACGACUACGUGUGAGGCGUUUGUGGCUUGCAAUGGGAGAGCUGUACAGGGCGCUACUUCGCAUUUUCUGGGAACGCAUUUUGCGAAGAUGUUUGGCAUUGAAUUUGAGGAUAGGGAUGGGGAGAAGAAGUUCGCGGAACAGACUUCGUGGGGCUUCACUACUCGCUCGAUUGGAGUAAUGAUUAUGGAACAUGGCGACGACAAGGGGUUGGUAUUACCUCCUAGAGUAGCAGAAGUUCAAGUCGUGAUAGUGCCUAUUCCACCAAAGGGAGCGGGAGCCCAGUGGAGUACGGCUGAGUUGAAGGAGAUGAUUGGAGAGAAAUGCAAAAGUAUUUAUGAAGACCUCAAGGCGAAUGGUGUCCGUGUAGUUUUGGAUGAUCGCGAGGAUAAAACGCCGGGAUAUAAAUUCAAUCAUUGGGAGCUGAAGGGCGUACCACUUCGUAUUGAAGUCGGCGCUAAGGAUCUCGAAAAGGGUGUGGUGACGUUCGUACGCAGAAAUUCUGGGAGGAAAUCGCAGGAAGCGAAGCACGCUUCGGUGGAGGUGAAGGCAGCCCUGGAGAGUAUACAGUCGGAGUUGCUGGAGGCCGCUAGAGCCAAGCUGGAGGAAGGUAUAGUGAAGGUGACGAAAUGGGAUGAAGUUAUGCCUGCACUUAACGCACGUAAACUUGUAUUGGCGCCCUGGUGCGAAACGGAGGAAAGCGAGGAGGAAAUUAAGAGAAUAACGGCUGAGCAGAGCAAGGAACAAGUGGUCGUUACUGAUGAGGAAGGUGGGGCUCCUGCAUUAUCGGGCGCGAUGAAGUCGUUGUGUAUUCCUCUGGAGAGUUCUGGUUAUCAACUACCGAUGGCUGAGGGGACGAAGUGUUUCUUCACUGGGAAGCCGGCUAAGAGGUGGUGUUUAUUCGGCAGAAGCUAUUGAAUGUAGUCUAGUGUUUUCAACGUUACUAGCUGG